AUGGCUUGGCCCAAGUGCUCGAACGACAGGGGACGGAUCAUGGCGGACUUCGCGAUCCGUCCAUCGAUCGACGCCUUGUUGCCCGACAAACGACUCCUGAUAAAGAGAUUUCGGCAGGCUGGAUCGAACACCGUUGAAACUGGUCAACAACUGUGCAUCGGCGAUUUCCGAACGUUCAGCCUUUAUCGGCUGCGUUCGGAUUUCCCGGUGCUCACGUACACACACACACACACACCCAUAUGUCGCCCAUUGAAGACUGCUGUUUCGAAACGGGAAAAAGUGGAAGUGAUAGCGAUAAUGACAGUCCGGAAACAAUAG
Messenger RNA from Opisthorchis viverrini, 318 nucleotides. RefSeq lists its product as hypothetical. Bases 1 to 318 code for a protein of 105 amino acids. The transcript has 2 exons. NCBI's taxonomy places the organism in Eukaryota, Metazoa, Platyhelminthes, Trematoda, Opisthorchiida, Opisthorchiidae. The record is from RefSeq and is a predicted model, not a curated record.